Messenger RNA from Symbiodinium necroappetens, 7212 nucleotides. NCBI's taxonomy places the organism in Eukaryota, Dinophyceae, Suessiales, Symbiodiniaceae. The record is from the annotation of a GenBank genome assembly.
AUGGCAACCUGCUUGAGGAUAGCAAAGUUGCCGGAUGUCGAGGGCUUAGAGGAUGGGAAACGGUCACUUACUGGAGAAGUAAUUGCCACUGGCAUGGAGCUGUCGCUGCCUAAGACCAAAGGCAAAGCUGGCAAGAACAAGCGCUGGCUGAAAGGUCGGGGUGCUGCGAAACGCCGCAAGCUCGAAGAAAAUUCAAGGCUGGAGAAGUGGCUGGAAACGAAUGGCGUGUGGGUUUCUGAGACUGCCGCAUGGGGUCAACCGGCUGCUGGUGUGUCCAUGGCAGUAGAGACACGGGAGCAAACCGAAAACGAAGUUUCAGGCCGUGGUUUGGUCGCUCGUCGUGACAUUGAGCAGUACGAGGAUUUGGCUCGGGUUCCGAAGCCUCUUCUCUUGACGAAGGAGAGCUCUUGUGGAGUGUUCGGGGAGGAGUGCAUCCCUGCAGACAUGAGUGAAUACCCUGCCAUUGCACUGCAUCUCAUUUAUGAGAAGUUUGUCAAGAAGGAGGAGUCGUUCUGGGCGCCUUACAUCGCCGUCCUGCCGUCCACAGACGAGGUAGGGGCUUCCUUCUCUUGGGAAGACGAGGAGUUAGAUACACUGCUGAACGGAAGCAUUUGCCGAAACAUGUCGUUGUAUUUGAAGGAGCAGGUGCGAGACGAGUUCAACGGUCACCAGGCUACGAUCUUUACGCAGUUUCCGGAGAAGUUCCCUGCUGAUGCAUUUACUUACGAGAACUACGUUGCGGCCUCAGAGUGCAACAGCGCCCAAGGAUCUCAGCUUAGGAUUUCUUUAGGGGUCAUGUCGUGCGACUCCUGUGAUAUAGCCUUCGCGGUGGCGCGCUUGGGGGUCAUUGCUGCUAUGGGCGAGACCCGUCUUGAUGAUGUGGUGGAUCGUUGGUUGGAAGGGCCCCGGCACGCCCUGAUUCAUCUCCAUAGCUGCCUGGAUGCUGAGUCUGCAGACCGGCUUUUGCCCUUAAUGGAUCUCCUUACUUCUUUGCACCUCGGCAGUGAUGUUCCCGUGGCUACGGGGGUUUUGGAAGCUCGGGGGGGCUCCGUAGGAGAUUUCGAGGACUUGUAUCAGGAUGAUUUCUCCCUGCUGCUGCGGUCGAGUCUUCAGAUUCGUAUCCUUCUUGCACCGCGCCCCUCUGGACCGCGGGUGGCUGCGAUCUUCCUCAGCAAGUUGUUUCGAGAAGUGGGGCAGGUUUGCGGCUCAAUGGCCUCAGCGGCCGUUCUCUGGGAGACCUUGCGUCUCCGUGGCCUCCAAGACAUAGCUCCCGUGUUUGUAGAAUGUGGGGUGUACAGUGUAGAGCUCCUCCAUGAACGGUGGGAUGCACUGCUGCGUAGAGGAGUGGCUAGAUGGCAGUUGGAGUUUCUCUCCGCAGGGGUCGAGCCGAGUCGCCAGCUGUCCCUUGGUGGGGACAGGCAGGACCUGCCACCGGUUCGCAAGCGCAAGCGGGCGUCUCUUCAAGAGGCUUUGGCAGCUGCGGCCCCGGACCAGAGGCAGCAGGCCCUUAGGGAGUUAGAGGGCGAGGUCCUCGCUAAAUCCACCGUUGGACCCAUGGAGUCCAGGCUGGCGGUGUGGAAACGGAUCUGCUUAGCAUGGGACGUGGCACCGUUCCCGCUUGACAUCCAGAAUGUACGCAUGGUAGGGGCCAGCUUGAAGAGAGGCGGUUACCGUAGUGCCGCGCAGUAUUAUGCCGCAGCCACAUCGUGGCAGCAGCGGCAGUUGCACACACCUGUACCCCAAGCAGUGCGCUUUACUAUCAGGGACUGUGUGCGGUCCAUCCGGCGCGGCUUGGGCCCCGCCGAGCUCAAGGACUCCUUUCCGGUGAGCGCGUUGGCCAAGUUGGUAGAUGAGGCAUCGGAUGUUUAUGCAUUCGAUUUUGAGUCUCCAGCAGCAGCCGCGGAUGCCAUGUUGGUAGGGUCGUACUACAUGUUGCGCGAAAUAGAGAUGGCCAACGCCCGUAGCGAGCAUCUUUAUUUCAAGGAUGGCCUGCUGCAGAUGCUGAUUCCAGUGCACAAGACUUCGACCGAGGGAGAGCUGACAGUUCGCUCACUGGCAUGUUGUUGCCAAGUUCGCAGGCAGCCGUUGUGCCCAUGGCACGCAGGCCAACGACAUCUACAAAGAUUGCAGAUCUUGCAAGGGGUGCUUGAUAAGACGCGGAUCCCGCUGUUUCCGGACACAUCUGGCCGAGUGCUGUCGAAACAUCAGAUAGUCGAUCACAUGCGCAAUUGCAUUUCGUUAGCUGGCAUCAGUGUUACUCGGCCGGACGAGGUUGGAUUGCAGGUGCAGCGGUUCGGUGGACACGUUUUGCGUGUCAGUGGGGCCCAGCACUUGUCACUGUUGGGUCUUAGUGUUGAGCAGAUCCAGCUGCAAGGCCGGUGGGCAUCGGACACGGUGCGUCGUUAUGUGCAGUCGGCGCCGCUCCUUCAUGUUCCGGGGCUCGUGGCUGAGGCCCUCACAGUCGGACCCAGGUCGGGGCGGGGAUGGCAGAUCGUGGAGGAUCCGGGUCAAUCCACCGAAGUGAUCGCGGUAGAGGCCGAUGAGGAGGAAUCUCAGUCCCAAGGGUCGGUCAGGGAAAAGGACAGCGGAGCCCAGAUUGCGGCGCUUCGCGCUGAGUUCGCAGUCUUCAGGAGUGAGUUUGCGACUAGGCGGAUGUUGGUCGUGAAUCGUAGGAUGAUGCGUCCGAGGGGGACGUAUCAUCCGAUAGCAGCAGCUCAGAAUCCUCCAGCGGGUGAGGGCCAACGGGAGGACCACUUCAUUAGCGACUCCGUCGAAGACCAGAACAGGAGACCGAUUAAUGGCAGCGUCACGCCGGAUGGUGCGUGGCGAGGCCGGAGCUUUCGCUGGGGACAGUUGGCGGUUCCCGAGAUCGACUAUGUGACCGAGGCCGUGUGGGAGGCGAAAAGGGAGGUAGCAGAUCGGGCCGGAGCGAGCCCAGAGAUCCUUCGGUACCUUGAGUUGAGGGGUAUCAAGGCAGUGGGCACACUAGCUCACGCCGCAGCCUCGGACACAGAGUAUCGCGAUGUGGUGAUCAGGCCUCUUCUUGCAGGCUUUGGCCCCCCCGACGCUAGGAUCGAGAUUAGCGAGCAGGAGAAGCCAAUUGCUUCUGCCAUCCUCAUGUACAUGCGUAACAUCUCUUUGGAAGCUCAGCGGCCUCAGAGUUCACAGCCGAAGCCAUCCGGGACGGUAGAUCCCGACGUGCCCGCCACAUCGGCAGGCACAAGUGGGUCACGAGGAGCCUCGGCUUCGUCAUACGACCCGGAUAAAGUGCCCAAGACUCUGCCAGCGGGGGUGUGGACCCAACAGAUACAGAAAUGGGAGUCGGUGGUUAUCCAUGGGGUGGCCAGAAAGUUCCCGGAACAAAGGGUCAUCGGCGCGGAGUCGUCGUUGGCUAAGAGGUCGUUUGAUUCGGCUGGAUUGGUCAAUGGCUUGGCCAAGCGGAAGGUCAAUCAGGAACUUGUCAUCGACAUCGACAAGGACCGCCUGCUCACCAAGGAUGAUGCCGAGGGUACGUUUGAGCCCCGCUCGAUGCUAGCAGUGAUAGAUGCUCUGAACGCCAAUCGAUGGGCUCUUCUGUUGCUAGAGUACGGUCCGGAACAUGAAAUCGAUCGGCUGUAUGACUUGCUUGAGCAGAGGGCCAGACAGAGGCCACAGAAUCUCGAACAAUUUCGGGUGUAUUAUGAGGCGGCGAUGUGGAAUCUUUGCAUGUCCCUGAGGGCCGGGAAAACCUUCGCGGAGGCAGCAGCCGGAGUCCGCGAGGACGUCCAUCAGUACCAGGAGGUCAUGGCACGCCCCACGCAACCCUUGAAGAAGGAGCCCCCACCCAAGAAGCUACGCACCGAGGACGGCAAGCAGCAGGACACGCCACAGGGUUGGUCGGAUAAUAAGAAGGGCAAGGGCAAGAGGCCGUUUGACCCUGGUGGCCAUGCCCCACCGGGCACUUCAUCACAGGCGGGCCGUAGCUCAGGUUGUGAUGCGGCACCAAUACAGCAUUCGGCGACAGGCCCUGGCCAAGGGGAGAUGGGGCCACCACCACCGGUGUCAUCGGGACAGUCACCCCGGCCGUUGGGGCCACACACUGUGGCACAUCACAGCUUCCCGCCUCCGCCACCACCUGCAGUUGAUCGGGCUUCUAGUGGGAAUCAACAUGUGAUUCACCUCGAUUUCUUCGCCGGCAUGGGCACGGCUUCAUUGGCAUUGCGUCAUCUCGGUUACAGCCUCAGGGCGGUGUUCGCGUGGGAGGUUGACCCCGCGGCGAUCAAGGUAGCGAGCCAGCGAUGCGGUGACGGGUACCGUCAUAUGGGCGAUGUUCUGCAGGCUGACCCGGCAUGGAUUGCGGCACAGGUUGCAGCCAUACCGGGCGGCAACGAGGACAUUAUCGUUAUCACGGUAGCGGCGCCAUGUCCGGAUUACUCACAGGUCAGAUCUGAGUCAUCACCCGGCCGGAGCGGGAGGUCGGGGGCUCUUUUCGUUCAAUUUUGCGGGAUCCUUGACAAGUUGCUUGGGGCUUUGAAGGGCAGGAAGGUGACCUUGGUGGCCGAGAAUGUCGUCAUGAACAAUCCAGCGGACAUCCAGUGGUUCUCGAAGCGUCUGGACGCGGGACCGAUGGUAGUGGAUUCCUCGGAUUUUGCAGCGGUGUCAAGACCCAGGUUAUGGUGGACCUGGGUCGACUGGUCGGUUUGCCGAGCUCACCCUGCGAACUCCAAACCUCUACGCUGGCGCAAGGUGCAGAAGAACCUGUUUCAGCUUCACCUCGAUCUUCCGAAACAGGAUCCUUCGGAUCUGCAAGUUCGCGGCCUCAAGCUGCAUCCCAAGGUGCUGGAUGGAUCCCGGAAGUUGCCGUGCCUCACCACGCCGGCCCAAUCGGAGGCCGGGAGAGACCCGCCAAAAGCAAUCAAAGGUCGCAUCGAUUCCGCCACACGGGCACGGUGGUUGGAACAUCGGAGAUCAUAUGCACCUUGGUUUUUCCUAGAAGAGAACAUGAUGACGGAUCCGCAUGGGACCAUGGUCCUCCUUCCCAUAGAGGCGAAGGAACUCGCCCAUCAGUUUGUGGCCGGUUUUACUCAGGUCGAGGGGGUCACGGACAAAGAGCGGCACACUCUACUCGGCAACUCGUGGCACUUCGGAGUGUCAUUGGCUGUCAUGGAGUUGGCGUUGCAUCAUGGAGUGCGGACCGUAGGUAGCGCAACGACCGAGCGAGCCGAGGACUUGUCAAAGGUUUGCGGUUUGGCAUCAGUCCUUGCAUUGUGCUCACAGUUUCCAUUGUCCCUGAGCAAGAUACCUGAAUGGUCAUCCCACGUAGACAUGCAACCACCCGAUGACAUGUGGCAACAUUGGGUGUAUUCGGAGAGGGCGGUACACCCCUUAGCGCAGGCCCCAGCAGUCGAUCCGGGCAUCCAUGUUACGAUGUCCAGGUUGUUAAAGAUGGGGCCCAGGAUUGUCGAGUUUCGUACUCGGGUCCUCAGUGAAGUGCGCAGUUUAGCCGAGAGCAUGCGGGCUGAGACACAGGCGUGGUUUGAGCAGUUGAAGCCGCACAUUCAGAAGGCAUACACCCUCCCGGACGGUCAUAUUGUGCAAAUUAUAGCCGGCACCUCGGUUGCUCCGAGGACAGCUGCCGCCGACACCAGGGUGGAGACCCCGUUCGGAUAUUACGUCCACAACAAACUUACGCGGGGUCGAGUGGACCCCGAAUGGGAGCCCAUGCUUCAGGAGAUUCUGUCUGAGGUGCGGAUGGGUCGGAUGCGGGGCCCCUUUGCCUCGCCAGAUGACUGGCCGAAAGCUUGCGUGCCAGUCGCCGGAGUAGUAGGCUUCACCGAGUGCAAGCCACUGGAGGGCGAACGGGUGUUCGCUGCAGGGGCGUUCUCUGUAGUCCAACAAGGCAGCGAUGGCUCUAAGAAAGUGCGGAGAUGCGAAGACUAUCGCAGAAGCUAUCAUAACGCUACCAUUUGCACUGCAGACGUCCCGGCGCAUGACACAGUGGAGACAUACGUCCAAAUCAUUCGGAUGCUCAUCAUGCUGGGCUACUGGGUGUUGCUCUGGUGCCAAGACUUGUGGGCGGCAUACCGCCAGUUCCCUCUCUCGCAUCCUUCAGAGGCAUACACUUUCUUGGGGACGCCAGCCGGGCCUACUCUAUGGCAACACGCUGUCUUGCCUUUCGGGGCAUCCAGCUCCGUAUGGUGCUUCAACAGAUGCAUCGAUGCCUUGAUGUUUCUGGGACGGUCUUUACUUUUUGUAUUAGUCAUUCAUUUCGUUGACGACAUAGGAGUCCUGAUUGAGAUUGCUGGCGACGGGAUCUGGUUGUGUCCCGAACCUGGCAGAGUUCGGAAAGUGCUCAUGACGAUCCGCGAAGCGCUCCUCACGGACACCUUGACGCCGGAGACGGCACAGAAGUUGGCGGGCAAGUUGGUGUUUUUGGGGACUACUUUGUUUGGCCGCAUAGGGGCGGCCUCUCUGCAUCCGGUGUACUCCCGCAGCCGAGACGUCAGCGGGACGGCGCCGUACCAGUUGAACUCUGCGCUGCGGUGUGCACUGGAGGUCCUACAGCGGAUGCUGCACAACAGCAAACCAAGGUGGAUUCCCUUUUGGAGCCCACACAUGCCUCAUGCGACCUUGUAUGCGGACGCGUUCUUUUCAGCUGGCGAAACGCAGUAUGGGUUGUCUUCGGAACCACCGGCGGCGUGGAAUCCGCAACACGCUAGAAGUUUUCACAACGGUGCUGGAUUCGUGGUCAGAACAGGAACUCUGGUCCGAUACGCGCACUGGGAGGUGCCAGCUGCACUGUUGCAACGUUUCUCCUCGUGCAAAGCAUUCAUAUAUGCCUUGGAAAUCAUGGCACAGAUUGUGGCAGCGAUUACCACAUGGCGGGAUCUUCCAGUUCUUUGGGUCGGAUUCUGUGACAACUCGGCAGGGAGGGCCGCCCUUUCCCGCGGCUACAGCAAAGAGACAUCUCUAAAUCAUCUUCUGGCGUUCUUCUGGUCGGUUGCUGCAGCACUACAGUGGUGCCCCCAACUGGAGUGGGUGCAGAGUGAGUUCAACAUCGCAGAUCCCUUUUCGAGGGGCGAUGUCAGUAUUGGUGUCAACCGCCGAUGGCAAGCACUGCAGUCGUCGCUUGAUCCUUUGUGGGACGUGUUUUACCGAGUCUCUUGGGACCUGGAAUAUGCUACGGGCCAAGCGGUUUCAGACGCACUGGCUUUGGGCUGGUCUUUCUAUUAG